CCCUACAAGACGACCUGGACACGUGAACCAAGUUGCCAGUCAGUUUAAUCACAACUGACACAUCGUGUCAUUCAUCCAUCAGAGUAUAUCAGAUUAAUACCAGCAGCAGCAGCAGGUGGCAAAUGAUUCGAACGGACGGUACAGCAUACAGACAUUAUUCCAUUUCCUCCCCCCGUGAACCGCCAUCAGCAGUUUAGUAGUACGAGUACAGGUAAGCCGCCUUGUCUAGUUUUUUUUGUUUGGCGACAGCCAGUGCCGCCUUCAAGCCGAUUCCUUCCUCCUCGUCCUCGUCCUCCUCCAACCAACCGAUUCUCACGAAAAGACACACGGCGGUAAAGGAAACCGCGAGGGGGGGGAUAAAACUGUGACAUGUUCAUGCCCUAAAGUGCCAAAAGGAAGACAAAGACCACACCUUCAAUUCUCUGUGCUGCUGCUGUUACGAGCCAAUGCUCCCCACACACAGAUGCACGUGACUACGUGAGCCGGGACGCCUGGUCCCUCCCAAGGCCAUUUCCUUCUUUCACUCACCCUUGCUGAAGCCUGAAGAAGGGAGGGACGACGAAGGCCAUGAAGUGAAGCUCUCGUUAUUUAAACACCCCUCUCUUUCCCUCCUCAAACACAAAACCACAUACUCUGGAUAUCACCUUGCCUUCCUUCCACACAUAUACACACACAUACAGACAUACACUCUGAAACGCAAAGAUGAUGCUGAGGCUAAAAGGUCUCACCUUCCUUCUCCUCCUCGUCCUCUGCUCCAGCGUUCAUCAAUGCGAGGCGAGGAGCGGCAAGAAUUGGAGUUGGAGGCGAAGCAGCAGCAGAGCACCGUCCACCUCCGCGUUCAGGAGAAAAGGGAAAGCAAAGAGCAGCAGCAGCGGUUCCCACAAGCAGAGCGGCAAAGGGAGUCGUCAGAGUCCAUACCAGCCCAGCCCGGCCAUCACACCUGCUAGCCCGAGCGGCGACCCUGUGCAGGGCAAUGGAAGCCAGGCGGCUCCCGCUCCAGCAAUGCCAGCACCUAACGGCGGCGGGUAUGGAUACCCAUUGCUGACUCCGCCGCCGUUGCAGCCCUCACCAUCGGCAACUUCACCACCAGCAGCGCCAUCAUCACAGGAUACAGUCUUCAACGUGGUGGACUUUGGAGCUAAGGGUGAUGGAGUUACUGAUGAUACUCAGGCCUUUGAAGCAGCAUGGGCAGCAGCAUGCAAGGUGGAGGCAUCUACAGUUCUCGUACCAUCUGAACAUGAGUUUGUUGUGGGCCCAAUCUCAUUCUCUGGGCCUUACUGUAAACCAAAUAUUCUAUUCCAGCUAGAUGGAACUAUUUUAGCUCAAACCAGUGCAAGAGUGUGGGGUUCCGGUUUGCUUCAAUGGCUUGAGUUCACAAAGCUAACUGGAAUAGCAAUCCAAGGCAGUGGUGUCAUAAAUGGUAGGGGGCAACAAUGGUGGACAUAUUCAGAUCCAAAUGAUGAUGACAACGACGACGCAUACUAUGUGGAGCUCGAUAAGAUGCCACAGAUUAAACCUACGGCACUGAGGUUUUAUGGUAGUUCCAAUGUCACGGUAACUGGGAUAACGAUUGUCAACAGCUCCCAGUGCCAUCUCAAGUUCGAUAGCUGUCAAGGAGUCAUGGUUCACGACUUGACCAUCUCUUCCCCUGAGCAUAGUCCCAACACUGAUGGAAUACACCUGCAAAACUCCAAAGAAGUCAGCAUUCACCACACUAACCUGGCUUGCGGUGAUGACUGUGUUUCCAUACAGACAGGAUGCAGUGAUGUAAACAUACAUAACGUGAACUGCGGACCAGGGCAUGGAAUCAGCAUUGGUGGUCUAGGAAGGUACAACACAAAAGCAUGUGUAUCCAACAUCACCGUAAGAGAUGUGAAAAUGUUCAGAACAAUGACUGGUGUCAGAAUCAAGACUUGGCAGGGUGGUUCAGGGCUGGUCCAAGGCAUAAGGUUCUCAAACAUACAGGUUUCAGAAGUCCAAACACCGAUAAUAAUAGACCAAUUCUACUGCGACAAAACAACGUGCAGGAACCAGACAUCAGCGGUGGCCGUUUCAGGCGUUCAGUACGAGAACAUCAGGGGCACCUUCACGAUCAAACCUGCCCACUUCGCGUGCAGCGACAGCUCGCCUUGUUCGGAGAUCACUCUCACUGGGAUACAACUCAAGCCCCUGCUAGUGCCACAGUACCACCUGUACAACCCCUUCUGCUGGCAGGCAUUUGGAGAGCUCUACACCCCCACCGUGCCCCCCAUAUCUUGCUUGCAGAUCGGCAAGCCAGCAGGGAACAGCGUGCUGUCUGACGGUGACCUUUGCUGAAACGCCAAUCCAGGAAUUAGUGUUACUGCUUGUGUUCAUCAGUUAAGGCGGUCGUCGUGAUUCUUCCGACCCCUUUGCGUGAUGCUGUGUAACUGUGCAUAGUGCAUAUAUGCAGCUAGUGUCAGGAAUCAGGAUGUGGUUUCCAUGGCACAAAACCAACUCCCCUCUCCUCUUGAUAGGAAAGGUAGUGUUUGCACAGUGUCUCCAUUUUCCAGUGAUGCAUCCUGUAUGGGGAUACUUCAGGGUAAGAGUGGCAUAGGACGAGUCGUCUGUAAACAAAUAACUACGGAGUAAUAGUAAGUAGCAAAGCAUGUUCGCUCUUCAGA
Sorghum bicolor (sorghum) is the source of this 2642-nucleotide messenger RNA. Its product is annotated as polygalacturonase At1g48100. The record is from RefSeq and is a predicted model, not a curated record. NCBI's taxonomy places the organism in Eukaryota, Viridiplantae, Streptophyta, Magnoliopsida, Poales, Poaceae. Gene Ontology annotation, molecular function: polygalacturonase activity. The transcript is spliced from 7 exons. Bases 703 to 2316 code for a protein of 537 amino acids. Gene Ontology annotation, biological process: carbohydrate metabolic process.